AUAAAGUAAUUUUUUUCUAUGCGUCUGAGUAGAAAAUUUUAAGGAAUCCUCUUUUUAAUUUUUUUGAUAAUUAUGUUACGUGCUGUUCUUAUUGAUUUGAGUGGCACUCUACAUAUAGAGAAUCAAGCCAUUCCAGGAGCAAUAGAUGCUUUGCAUAAAUUACUUGCUACAGGCAUUAGAGUGAAAUUCGUCACAAACACAACAAAAGAAAGCAAAAAUGUUCUUUACAAUCGACUGACUAAUAUUGGUUUUCAAUUAAAAAAAGAUGAUAUAUUUAGUUCUCUAGCUGCUGCACGAAAUCUCUUAGUGCAUAGGAAAUGGAAGUCCUUAUUACUGCUAUCACCUGAAGCAUUGGAAGAUUUCGAAGAUUUGGGCUGUGAAAAAGAUGAAAAUCCUAAUGCUGUAGUUAUUGGCUUAGCCCCAAGUGAAUUUCAUUAUGAACGCUUGAAUGAUGCAUUUAGAUGUUUACAAAGUGGUUCUAAAUUAAUUGCUAUCCAUGCUGGAAAGUAUUAUAAAAGAGAAAAUGGACUUGCAUUAGGCCCAGGAUGUUUUGUGAAAGGUUUGGAAUAUUCAGCUCAAUGUGAAGCUGAAAUUGUUGGAAAGCCAACAAAGGAGUUCUUCCUUGCAGCAUUGGAUGACAUUCAACCGGUAGAAGCUAUAAUGAUUGGAGAUGAUGUAACAGAUGACAUACAUGGUGCCCAGAUUACUGGUAUGAGAGGUUAUCUAGUACAAACAGGUAAAUAUAAGAAAGGGGACGAGCUCAAAAUAAAACCAGAACCCAGUGCAGUUUUUCCCAGCAUUGUUGAGGCUAUUGAUUCCAUAUUAAAUGAACUGAGUGUAGGAGGUCAUUCUUUUUAAUGUUUUGAUUUUUUAUUAUCUGUUAUGAAGAUAUUAUAUGAUGUCUUAGUGAA
Harmonia axyridis is the source of this 911-nucleotide messenger RNA. RefSeq names its product haloacid dehalogenase-like hydrolase domain-containing protein 2. Gene Ontology annotation, molecular function: phosphatase activity. The transcript has 4 exons. The record is from RefSeq and is a predicted model, not a curated record. NCBI's taxonomy places the organism in Eukaryota, Metazoa, Arthropoda, Insecta, Coleoptera, Coccinellidae. Gene Ontology annotation, biological process: dephosphorylation. The coding region runs from base 73 to 858 and encodes 261 amino acids.